Molecule: messenger RNA, 3075 nt
Organism: Nakaseomyces glabratus
Lineage: Eukaryota; Fungi; Ascomycota; Saccharomycetes; Saccharomycetales; Saccharomycetaceae
Biological process (GO): telomere tethering at nuclear periphery; protein import into nucleus; RNA export from nucleus
Cellular component (GO): nuclear pore; nuclear pore cytoplasmic filaments
Molecular function (GO): structural constituent of nuclear pore; RNA binding
Source: RefSeq, a predicted model, not a curated record
AUGAAUAGUAAUACUAAUGCAUUUGGCGCAAAUAGCAAUGCGUUUGGUACUUCUACACAAACUGGUUUUGGUAAUAACACAUCAAAUGCUUUCAAUACUGGUGCAAAUACGGGUCUCAACGCCGGUGGAGGGUUAUUUGGCUCUCAGAAUACGCAAGGUAACACCGGAAAUGCAUUCAACCAGGGAAACACCGCUCAAAAUAGCCCAUUUGGUGCAGCGGGUGGCUCAAAUAAUACACCAGGAUUCGGAAUUAACUCAAACCAACCUCAAAAUGUUUUUGGUGCCCAGAGUUCGCCCUUCGGCAAUAGCAAACCAGUGGGUUCUACCGGUUUAUUUGGAAGCCAACCAGCAAAUACUAAUAAUGCCUUUGGUAAUGCAAAUUCUACCAAUAACGCCUUUGGAUCAACCAAUAAUAUGCAAAACAAUUCUCCAUUUGGUACAAAUUCUUUUGGAAAUAAUACAAGUAACACCAAUACAGGUCUCUUUGGCCAACAGAACACUUCAGGUGGUGGAUUGUUUGGUAAUAACCAAAAUCAAACUAAUGCUUUUGGAGGUCCUCAAAACAAUAACGCUAAUAAUUUCACGCAAAACAAGCCUGCCAACGCGUUUGGACAACCAAAUACUAUGAAUAACGCUUUCGGCAAUAAUUCUACUGGUGGCCUGUUCGGUAGCACAGGGACGUCUUCGACUGGUGGAUUAUUUGGACAAAAUGCUUCGAAUUCUUUUGGAAAUAAUAACAGCACUACUACUGGUGGUGUAUUUGGUCAAAAUUCCAACCCAACUAAUCAGUUUGGAUCUCAAAACACCGGAUUAUUUGGAUCUCAAAACAAUCAACAACAGAGUGGAUUAUUUGGACAAAACCAACAAAACCAACAAAACCAACAAAACAGUACCGGACUCUUCGGAUCAAAUAAUACCAGUAAUGCAAUGACAGGAGGUUUAUUUGGUCAGAAACAACAGAGUAACACCAACACUUCAACAGGCCUGUUUGGACAACAAAACAAGCCAGCAACAGGUGGUUUAUUUGGCCAGAGCAACUCAACGGGCCUUUUUGGAAACAGCAACCUCGGUAAUAAUACGCAAUCCACUACCGGUGGCUUGUUUGGUACCUCUAAUACAGCAAACAAUGCUUUUGGCUCAUCAUCAACUCCAACAACUGGUCUUUUCGGGCAAAAUAAUAAUCAAAAUAACUCCAGUGGUUUGAAUCAAAAUGUGUUGCAAAAUAAUAAUACACAAGGACAGAACAGUUUUGGACAAGCCACUAACACUGGCAUUGGUUUUGGAAAUAAUACUGCGACUGGUUUUAACCAAAAUCAACAAACCUCUACUUCUGGAUUAUUUGGUAACAAAACUCCAGCUAGCGGUGGAGGCGGAUUAUUUGGUACACAAAACACAACUAAUGGCACGAACACUCUUUCUGGAGGUUUUGGAAACACUCAAGCAAAUCAGGCAUCCGGUUCAUUAUUCGGCAGUAAACCCCCUGGGUCGGCUAAUACUUCGGGAACAACAGGCUUAUUUGGAGCAUCACAACAAUCAGGUCAGACCUCGCAACCUGGAGGACUAUUUGGAUCUAAACCCACAGUGGGAGGUUUGGGAGCACCUCAAACCACCGGCACUUCUCUUUUUGGUCAAAACAAUGCUCAAUCAACACCCGGAGGAUUGUUCGGUAAUAAACAACCUACUGUAACUGGUGUUGGUAGUGCCAAUACCACAACACCAACUGCAAAUACACUCGGUACUGGAUCUACAUCAUUAUUUGGAAAUAAAUCUUCAACUGGUAGCACGGGAAGUACUUUUGGAAAUUCAUUAGGAAAUAAUACUUCUGCGACAACUUCCUCAACUGGAGGUCUUUUUGGUAGCAAAUCUCAAAAUAACAAUAGUUCAAUAGCUUUUGGAACUCAAACACCAUCCACACUCGCACCUUCUACUGCACCGGCUCUAACAUCCCUGAAUCACAGUGCUCAAGCGCCUAACACUGUGAAAACAACUUCUCUUGGUACAGGAUCUUCAAUAAACACUACUAACCCAACUCUACCACUGGCCAACAGCACUAAUAGUGAACAGAAGUUACCGAACUCACUAACUCAGCCAGUCAAAAUUCCACCUUCAACCAUGAAGGCAGCUUCCAAGAAGGAUUCAAGCUUAACAUCAGCUUACCGCUUAGCCCCAAGAGCCUUGUUUAUGUCAUCUGAUGAUAAGACGACCAGUACAUUAAGAAGCCAUUCUGCUAGCAAAGACAGCAAAAAUAGUACAGAAAUUACUCAUUUGCCAUUGGAAAACAUAACAAAUACUAGUAGAUCACUAGGUGACCAACUUUUGUUCAACCCAGAUAAAAAAUCAUUCAGAAGCUUGAUUAUAAAAAAUAAAAAGGUCCCCGAGAAAAUAGCAAAUAGUGAAUAUAAGCGAAUUACCUUCGAAGCAAAAAAUAAGAAUCAAGGUGUUGACGAGUCAGAAUUAGAAUCUCCAAGAAAUGACACACCUUCUCCUUAUGUUAACACGAGUGGAAGGAUUAGCACACCGUCAAAAGCAAUGGCUGCUAUGGAAUUUAAUACAACAUCUGUGAACAAGAGUAGUGCAAUAGAUUCUAACAAUACCAAGAAAGAACAAUUAUCUGAUGUAAAUGAUAUUUCAUUCACGGAUCAUGGCUAUUACAUUAUUCCUUCACUUGAUACCUUAAACGGAAUGCCUUUAGUCGAGCUAAGAAGUGUGAAUGGAUUGGUUGUAGGCCAUAAGGAUUACGGUAAAGUUGAAUUCUUAGAGCCUGUUGAUUUGGUUAACGUUCCAUUGAAUAGCAUCUGUGAUAAACUUAUUCACUUUGAACCAAAAACCUGCAUUCUAUAUCCAAAUUCUCCAAUAAAACCAAAGAAAGGAGAGGGUAUGAAUGUGCCUGCCAAAAUUACUUGUUUUGAUUGCUUUCCUAUAAAUAAGUCAACAAGGGAACCUAUUUUGGAUGCCAACAGCACACUGCUCAAAAAACACAUUGAUAAACUGAAAAAAGUUCCCGGAACGAAAUUUGUAUCAUAUGAAGAAAAGACCGGUAAAUAUGUUUUUACUGUCGAUGAACCAAUAUUAUGA